Messenger RNA from Trichoderma aggressivum f. europaeum, 327 nucleotides. RefSeq lists its product as uncharacterized. The transcript has a single exon. Bases 1 to 327 code for a protein of 108 amino acids. NCBI's taxonomy places the organism in Eukaryota, Fungi, Ascomycota, Sordariomycetes, Hypocreales, Hypocreaceae. The record is from RefSeq and is a predicted model, not a curated record.
AUGAAGUCUAUUUUGGCUAUCCUUACUCUCGCUGUUGGCCUUGUCAGUGCCGACACUUUAACCAUUGAUCUCCACGCCGGCAGUUGUCAAGAUACUGCUUUCCAAUCCUUCACAAUUGGAAAUAUUGGAGAAUGCCACCCUGCUCAUGAAGCAUUCAACUUUUAUGUCCAACACAACAUUGCCCAGAGUUUCUUUGGCCGCAAUCUGGGUAUCCGGGCCUUCCGGAAUGGCGACUGCACCGGGGCAUUCAGUACCAACUCGUUGUCCAACUCUCGCCAAUGCAUUUCAGCUGAAGGCGCUAGCUUCAUGCUCACCAACAUCAACUAA